Messenger RNA from Lotus japonicus, 2854 nucleotides. RefSeq lists its product as uncharacterized. The record is from RefSeq and is a predicted model, not a curated record. Lineage: Eukaryota; Viridiplantae; Streptophyta; Magnoliopsida; Fabales; Fabaceae. The coding region runs from base 261 to 2522 and encodes 753 amino acids. The transcript is spliced from 4 exons.
UUCUGUUGAACAUUGAUCGACCAAGUCUUCCUUUCUUGCAAUCUCCGAAUUGCAUUCCCCAAACAAACAGACUCACUCACUCUCUCUCUCUCUCUCUCUCUCUCUCUCUCAUUCCAAUUAACAUCUUCUCCGGUUUCCCCUCCCUUAAAUCAACCUUAAUCGCCACAACACACACACCUUCUCUCUGUUCUGUUCUUUCUUCACUUCCAAUUUCUCUGUUUUCUCCGAUAACGGUGGUCGGUGGUGGAGAAACCCAACAAAUGGUGGUUAAAAUGAUGAGGUGGCGGCCCUGGCCGCCACCGUCUAAAAGGUUCCACGUGAGGCUCACCGUGAGAAAACUCACAGGCUGCGAUCUACUGCGGGACGAUUCACGUUCCAAAUUGACGCUUGAGAUUCGCUGGAAGGGUCCCAAGUCCUCACUCCCCUCCCUGCGGUGGAACUCCGUCGCCAGAAACUUCACCGCCGAGGCUGCCGUCGACACCACCGCCGGCGCAGUUACAUGGGACGAGGAGUUUCAGAGCCUGUGCAAUCUCACCGCAGACAAACACAAUGCCUUUCACCCUUGGGAAAUCGCUUUCACCCUUUUCAAUGGAUUGAAUCAGAAUAUCAAGAGAAAGGUUCCUAUUAUUGGAACGGCUUUAUUGAAUAUUGCUGAAUUUGCAUCUCCCACUGAUCAAAAGGAUUUUGAUUUAAACAUUCCUCUCACACUACCCGGAGGUUCUGUGGAGCCAUCUCCUUCACUUUGUAUAUCAAUUAGCUUGGUGGAGAUAAGCGGUGCUCAAGGAAGCCUGGAGUCAGUUCAUAGAACAAUAGUGCCUGUCUCAUCACCCCCAGCCCAGUCAGGAGAAACUACAAUGGCAGAAAAGGGUGAUGAGCUUUCUGCAAUUAAAGCUGGUCUUAGGAAAGUAAAGAUUUUUACAGAAUAUGUAUCCUCCAGGAAGGCGAAAAAGGCAGGCUCUGAGGAAGAGGGAAGUGAAGGCAAGUGCUCUAGGAGUAGUGAGGAUGGUGAGUGCAACUACCCUGUGGACUCCGAGUCGCUUGAUGAUUGUGAGGAAGGAGAUUCAGAAGAAGGAAAGGAGGAUUCCAGUUUUAGGAAGUCUUUCAGUUAUGGACCGUUGGCUUACGCAAAUGCUGGAGGAGCUUUUUGUUCCAACAUGAGGGUGAAUUGUGAUGACGAAGGCUGGGUUUACUACAGUCAUCGCAUGUCUGAUGCUGGGUGUUUACAGAUGGAGGAUUCAACUUUGUCUUCUUCUGAGCCUAAUGUUCAGAGUUCAAUGCGCAGCAUACUAUCAUGGAGGAAGAGGAAGUUGAGUUUCAGAUCUCCUAAAAAAGCUAAUAAGGGAGAACCAUUGUUAAAGAAGGCCUAUGCAGAAGAAGGUGGUGACGAUAUAGAUUUUGAUCGCCGACAACUUAGCUCUGAUGAAUCACUUUCUUUGAGGCUGUACAAGAAUGAGGAUGAUUCAUGUGCAAACCGGUCAUCAAUCUCUGAAUUCGGGGAUGAUAAUUUCGCUGUUGGGAGCUGGGAGCAGAAGGAAGUCAUGAGCCGUGAUGGUCAUAUGAAGCUUCAGACACAGGUCUUCUUUGCCUCAAUUGACCAACGUAGUGAGCGCGCUGCAGGUGAGAGUGCAUGCACAGCUCUGGUUGCUGUAAUUGCCGAUUGGUUCCAAAACUCUCCGGAUCUUAUGCCCAUAAAGUCCCAGUUUGAUAGCUUAAUUCGAGAAGGCUCCUCAGAAUGGAGGAGCAUGUGUGACAAUGAAACCUACAGAGAGCGGUUCCCUGACAAACAUUUUGAUUUGGAAACAGUCAUCCAAGCGAAAAUUCGUCCACUUUCUGUCGUUCCUAGCAAGUCCUUCAUUGGUUUCUUCCAUCCAGAAGGAAUGGACGAGGAGAAAUUUGACAUUCUGCACGGUGCCAUGUCUUUCGACAACAUUUGGGACGAGAUCAGUGGUUCUGGACACGAGUCCCUCAGCAAUGGUGAACCCCAUGUCUACAUUGUUAGCUGGAAUGACCAUUUUUUCAUCCUCAAAGUGGAAGCUGAUUGUUACUACAUCAUUGACACUUUGGGGGAGAGGCUCUAUGAAGGAUGCAACCAGGCUUAUAUCUUGAAAUUCGAUAGCAGCACGGUAAUACACAAGAUGCAAAAUGCUGCCAAAUCAUCGUUGGAAGAUAAAACAACCAGUAACCAGCAAACGGUUGCAGAAGUAUUAGAGCGCGAUAACAGCAAGGAGGUGGAUUCCAGUUCCGGUGUUGCAGAGCAGCAGGAGGAAGAGGUGGUUCUAUGCAGAGGGAAAGAAGCAUGCAAAGAGUACAUAAAAAGCUUCCUCGCUGCAAUCCCUAUCAGAGAGUUGCAAGCAGAUGUCAAGAAAGGUUUGGUACUCAUGUCAUCGACGCAGGUUCAUCACAGACUACAAAUCGAGUUCCACUACACGCAACUGUUACAGUCUUGUCCUGCAACUCCCGCGGUCGAACUCGAAGCAUCCAUUGCUGCAACUCCAGAGACCCUUGCUCUUGCAAUAACCUAAACUACCUCCACAUAACAUUACUGUAAAUUGAAGAUGAGUAAGUAUCUCAGUAAGUGCAUAUAGGCUAACUUGUCUUGCUAUUGGUUAUUAGUAUUUUUUUAUCUAAUGAUUUUGAAGUGAACUUAACAAAUAGAAGCUCAUUUUAAAGCUUUUGAUGCCGGGGUCAUGUGGCACUUGGCUUUGAUCUUUCUUGGGAAGGGUAUAUCCUGUAAAUGGUUCUGUAAUUUUCCUUUGCAAAGUGAGUGCAGACUUUUGGCAUUUGACAUGUAGUUAUGGGAAAGAUUCUGCUCGUGAAAUGGCGAGUGCAACUUUUUAUAGACUUUUUUUACGUA